Molecule: messenger RNA, 1547 nt
Organism: Liolophura sinensis
Lineage: Eukaryota; Metazoa; Mollusca; Polyplacophora; Chitonida; Chitonidae
Exons: 5
Coding region: 159-1547 (462 amino acids)
Source: RefSeq, a predicted model, not a curated record
UAAUCUGUAUUGUACAGGUGAACGAGUCACUAACUGGACGAAGUCAGACGAAGUGAACAGAGGGCUGUAAGUGCGUGGGCAUGGAUGCGAUGCUAAUGGUGUAAUCUGUACUCUACAGGUGAACGAGUCACUAACUGGACAUAGACGGACCAGGUGUAAUGGAAAGCUUUUAUACUUUUCUCGUCUGCCUUUGCCAAGUAGUAUCCGUGUCCAGUCUGUCAAUCACAACACCAGGAGAUGUCUUAGCCGGUCGUCCGUUUACCCUGGAGUGUAAGAUAACCAGAUCAGCGGGUGACAGGAAUAGAACGGCCUGGUAUAAGAACAACUCCGUAAUAUACCUAUCCCGUGAUUGUAACACGUCAAUACCAGUAUUAUCAGCCGGGUUAUCAGGGGGAUGCCAACACGUCAACGGUGAAGAAGUUUACACAGUGACAAUACAGAACGUCACAGAAGACACGGGCCGGGUUACAUGGAUAUGUCUGUACAAAGGACAGAACAUCAACGUUACCCUGGAUGUUAAAGUAGUAUCCGUAUCCAGUCUGUCAGUCACAACAAUGGGAGAUGUCAUAGCCGGUCGUCCGUUUACUCUGGAGUGUAAGAUAACCAGACCGGCAGGUGACAGGAAUAUUAUGUCCUGGUAUUACAGCUAUAAUCAGAACAUAUCCCAUAUAUACUCCACCCGUGUGUGUACACCGUCAAUACCGGUAUCAUCAGAAUCACCAGCAGGGUUAUCAGGGGGAUGUCAACACGUCAACGGUGAAGAGGUUUACACAUUGACGAUAGAGAACGUCACACAAGACACAGCCCAAGUCACAUGGACAUCUCAGUAUAAAGGGCAGGACAUCGACGUUACCCUGGAUGUUAAAGUACCGGUGACUCGGGUGACCCUGACGAACCCUCCAUAUACAGUACUAGCUGGUAAACCCACCAACGUAACCUGUGUGACCUCGGCCAGUAAGCCCCAGGCCUGCAUAAGGGCGUACAUACGGAGUUCCGGUAAUGUCCGGGAGCUAGACCCGCAUGCCUGUAACCAAGACUCCAUCUUGGUACAGACCACAACACGGACACUGACGUUUACAGCUAGUGCCGAGGAGAACGGAGCUGAGCUGUACUGUAUCGCCUCCAACCGUGUGACGGAUCCUCCUGUACGCUCACAAGUCUACACACUCAAUGUACAGUAUCCUCCACAGAGUGGCGUCCGCCUGUCAGGUUAUGCUAACAACACAGCGGUGGAAUCUGGACAAAAACUGACCUUGACCUGUCAGGUGGGAAAGGGGAAUCCCAAACCAGCGCUCUCCUGGUCAUCAGAGUGUGGCCAGACAAACACAAUCCCUGGAAACGAUGGAAGUCAGCAGAUCAGUAUCACUAUAACUGUCAGUCCGUCCCUGAACCAGAAGACGUGUGUGUGUAGAGGGAGUCAGGAUGGGGCUAUGACAAGAUGGAUAGAGCAGAAGAGCAGAACAUUUAAUGUGUUGUGUGGGUUUGAACAUUUUUACCUUUUAGUUUUUUUGUGUAUUGAGCAGUUGUAUACUCGUUUGAAUCUAUAG